GCUUUUUGCCUCAGUUGCCAACUUGCCAUUUCUUUUCUGUCUAGCACAAAUCCUACCCAAAACAGAAUUUUCUACUCUCUUCUUUCAUCACUGAGAAAUUGAAGUUCCUCAAAUUCUGAUGCAGAAGAACAAAACAUAAAAUUCCAGAACAAAUGGAUCUGCACAGAGUAGGGUUGUUUCUCUCUCUCUGUGCCCUUGUAGUAAGUGUUAGAGGUGGGGACAUAGUUCAUCAUGAUGAUGAAGCUCCUCAGAAACCUGGGUGUGAGAAUGAUUUCAUUUUGGUGAAAGUGCAUACAAAGAUCGGUGAUCGAGAAGCUGACGAGUUUGUAGGUGUUGGUGCAAGAUUUGGUGCUAGGAUCGUCUCGAAGGAGAAGAAAGCUCACCACUCAAAACUUACUCUUUCUGAACCCAGGGAUUGUUGCAGUCAGCCAACAAACAAGCUUGCCGGAGAUGUCAUUAUGGUACACCGAGGUCAUUGCAGAUUCACCACCAAAGCAAAUAUUGCGGAAGCUGCUGGUGCUUCAGCAGUUCUCAUUAUAAAUGAUGCAAAUGAGCUUUACAAGAUGGUCUGUGAACCGGAUGAAACUGAUCUUGAUAUUCAUAUCCCAACCAUUAUGCUCCCUCAAGAAGCUGGUAGAAAAUUGGAGAAAAUGCUGUCAAAUAGUUCUUCAGUAUCUGUGCAGUUAUACUCUCCAACGCGACCAGUGGUUGACGGUGCGGAAGUAGUCUUAUGGCUUAUGGCAGUUGGCACUGUCCUGUGUGCAUCAUAUUGGUCGGCUUGGAGUGCUAGAGAAGCAGCCGCUGAACAUGAAAAGCUAUUGGAAGAUGCUUCAGAUGAACUCUCAAAUGUGAGCUCUGGUGGAGUCGUGAACAUCAGCACAACAUCAGCCCUACUGUUUGUUGUUGUAGCUUCAUGUUUUCUUCUUGUCCUUUACAAACUGAUGUCAUCUUGGCUCAUUGAGCUGUUGGUGGUGCUGUUUUGCAUUGGUGGUGCAGAGGGAUUACAAACAUGCUUGGUUGCUUUACUUUCAAGAUGGUUCAAAUUGUUCUCACACUCAUAUGUUAAAGUACCUUUUCUUGGAGCUGUCUCAUACCUCACUUUAGCUGUUUCACCAUUCUGCAUCACAUUUGCGGCCCUGUGGGGAGUUUAUCGAGAUCUCAGUUUCGCCUGGAUUGGUCAAGAUAUACUUGGAAUAGCUUUGAUAACGACAGUUAUUCAAAUUGUUCGGAUCCCAAAUCUCAAGGUGGGCGCGGUUCUUCUCUCUUGUGCCUUCUUGUAUGAUAUAUUUUGGGUCUUUGUUUCGAAGAAGUUAUUCCAUCGGAGUGUGAUGAUUGUGGUAGCCCGUGGUGAUAAAAGUGGAGAGGAUGGUAUUCCUAUGCUGCUAAAAGUUCCACGGAUGCUUGACCCAUGGGGUGGCUAUAGCAUCAUUGGUUUUGGUGACAUCCUUUUGCCAGGAUUACUACUAGCAUUUUCUCUCAGGUAUGAUUGGUUGGCAAAGAAGGGUCUUCUAGCUGGAUACUUCUUGUGGACGAUGAUUGCUUACGGAUUAGGUCUUCUCAUAACUUAUGUCGCUCUAACUUUGAUGGACGGACAUGGUCAACCUGCCUUGCUUUACAUAGUCCCUUUUACUUUAGGAACACUACUGAUGCUGGGGAAAAAGAGAGGCACUCUCAAGAUUUUGUGGACGAGAGGGGAACCCGAAAGACCUUGCUCUCAUUUGAAUAUGAGUUUAUCCGAAGAAUAGAUUCAAGAACGCGUAGACCAUCGGUUAAAUUCUAUGUAAAAUUCUAUAAAUUCUAUGUAGUAAUUCGACGAUUGUUAACUGUUAAUCUCAUCUUCGAAACUGAAAAGAGGUGUGUGUGAUAAGAAGAUCACCCUUCAAGAAUCAAGGCUUCAGUUUUCUACUGUCAAGAAGCAGGAAAGAAUGUAUAAUCUGUCUAAUUUUGCCAAACUAGUGUGUGUUUAUAUAUAUAAUCUGUCUACUUAGCAGGAAAGAAAGAGUUUUUCGUAAUGUAUUUAUUUUUAAGGCAAAAGAUUAGUGCAUGUAUUAAUUUGAGGACAAAUUGAAUGUAUAAUCUGUCUAAUUUGCCAAAUUAGUGUGUGUUUAUAUAAUCUGCUUAUUUAGCAGGGAAAGAAAGAGUUCUUCGUAA
Spinacia oleracea (spinach) is the source of this 2151-nucleotide messenger RNA. Its product is annotated as signal peptide peptidase-like 2. Gene Ontology annotation, molecular function: aspartic endopeptidase activity, intramembrane cleaving. The coding region runs from base 153 to 1745 and encodes 530 amino acids. The record is from RefSeq and is a predicted model, not a curated record. Gene Ontology annotation, biological process: membrane protein proteolysis. Gene Ontology annotation, cellular component: Golgi-associated vesicle membrane; cytoplasmic side of endoplasmic reticulum membrane; lysosomal membrane. NCBI's taxonomy places the organism in Eukaryota, Viridiplantae, Streptophyta, Magnoliopsida, Caryophyllales, Amaranthaceae. The transcript has 14 exons.